Messenger RNA from Leguminivora glycinivorella, 2275 nucleotides. It is a transcript of the gene Phm, whose product is annotated as peptidylglycine alpha-hydroxylating monooxygenase. Bases 180 to 1193 code for a protein of 337 amino acids. Gene Ontology annotation, biological process: peptide metabolic process. Lineage: Eukaryota; Metazoa; Arthropoda; Insecta; Lepidoptera; Tortricidae. Gene Ontology annotation, molecular function: copper ion binding; oxidoreductase activity, acting on paired donors, with incorporation or reduction of molecular oxygen, reduced ascorbate as one donor, and incorporation of one atom of oxygen. The record is from RefSeq and is a predicted model, not a curated record. The transcript has 9 exons. Gene Ontology annotation, cellular component: extracellular region; membrane.
GUUCCAUAUAAACACUUGUAGCUUUUGCCGUGUGGACACGAUUCGCUGACCAAACAACGCGCAUCAAACAAAAUUAUCAUAACAACGUUUCGCUAUACACGCUUCCAAUUAGUCUCAGACACACGGCGCGGCCAGCACGGCGUCCAACUUGCUUGUUUGGUUUUUAAAUUACUUUUAAAAUGAUUAAAUUAGUUGUUCUGUUAUGUGCGCUUGGAAAUUGCGGUAAAGUUUUCGGUCUCGAAACCACAACGUACGAGUUGUUAAUGCCUAAUGUCUAUCCACACAGGGAUGAGCUGUACCUCUGCACUCCCAUCCGGAUUUCCCCGGACAGAAGCUAUUACAUAGUGGGAUUCCAACCCAACGCAAGCAUGCACACAGCUCAUCACAUGCUUCUGUAUGGCUGCUCAGAACCAGGCUCCAAUGACAGCGUUUGGAGUUGCGGUGAGAUGUCAAGUAAUGAAAUCGACGCUCAGUACAAUACUGCAAGUCCAUGCGGCUCAGGAUCUCAGAUCGUCUACGCAUGGGCUCGUGACGCUCCGAGCCUGACGCUUCCCGAAGGCGUCGGGUUCCUAAUCGGCAAAAACUCGCCCAUCAAGUACUUGGUACUACAAGUGCAUUACAUGUCCAAGUUCCCAGAAGGCAAAACCGAUAACUCGGGUGUCUUCCUGAAGUAUACACAGGAGCACAUGCCCCGCCAAGCCGGCGUGUUUCUGCUCGGUACCGGCGGCGUGAUUCCUCCGAAGAAGGUGGAACAUAUGGAGACAGCUUGCACUAUGACGGAGGAUAAGGUCAUCCAUCCUUUCGCGUUCAGAACUCACACCCACGCUCUUGGGAAAGUGGUCACCGGCUACGUAGUCCGCAAGAACCAACAGGGCGACGAAUGGAACCUGAUCGGCGAGAAGAACCCGCAACUGCCACAGAUGUUCUACCCCAUACAAGACUCUUCGCCUAUUGGCAAGGGAGACAUCUUGGCCGCUAAGUGCGUGAUGAACAAUACUAACGAACACAUUGUCAGGAUUGGAGCGACCAACAAGGACGAGAUGUGCAACUUCUACCUAAUGUACUGGGUGAACAACGACACGCCUCUAGAACAGAAAUAUUGCUUCUCGGCCGGCCCUCCCUACUACUACUGGUCGCGCGCUCCGCAGAACUUCAAUCGCAUUCCCGUCAGUGACAACUCCAAAUACGCGUAAACUGUUUUAUUGUCUUUCUCAUAUUUUGCUACAAAAACUUGGAAAGUAAGUAACUUACUUGCAGCGACAGAAUACCAGCCGGCGUAUCAUGCUUCCAAUUUUAUCACUUAUCCACGUGGAUGAAGCAUCCGUCACACUUUGGCAAGUAUGUCAGUGUGAGAGUUACAGUUGUCUUAUCCACGUGGACAAGUGAUAAAAUUAGAAGCAUGAUACGCCGGCUGGAGCUCUUAGCACAUUUUCGACGACACUUACGUAACACGUAUACUGAGAGUUUCCCCAUAAAUCAACCCCAUACGCACUUUUGAAAUUAACCUAUGCAUACUUAGUCAGUUCUAAAGUUCUGUCACAAAGGUUUUAAGUGAUAAAAACUUUAUUGACAGAUAUUUCUUACUAUGCAUAUGCAUGGUUUGAAAGCUCGUUUCAUACUGAAUAAAUUGCAAUAUUACUUAAAGUACUUUGCUGUCGCAGUUUCGCGUGGUUCCUUGUAACAUCUGAAAAUUUGGUAAAAAAAACAAGUCAAGAAACACGCGACCUCUUCCGGACGUUUUUAUUUUUUAUUUAUUUUUGGUUGGCUUAAUAUGCUUUAAUGAUACUUAUUAUAAACGCUGGGUCUUUUAUGUUUAAGUUUGUAUAUGAUUUUUGUGAAUUAAAUGGACAAUAUUGCUACUGUACAACGUUUUGUUGCACAUUCCCGUUGAUGAUUGUGAAAUCUAAGCGUUUUACUGAAAAGUACCCAAGUUCUAAAGGUUACUAGCAGACUUAAAGAUUUCUAGGAAAAUGAAAUACCAGUAAUUCAAUAUGCCCAAAUUCAGAGAACUCAUACUAAAAAAAUAAUUAUUUUAUUUGGCUAAUGUAACAAUGUUUUUUUCUUCCUUUUGCGAAGUCUAUUUUUCCGCGUGCUGACGUCUAUCGACAAACUCAAAGUAAUCAAGGAUUCUUAAAAAUCACGAUCUACAUUUUCGAUCGUUUAUAUCACAUUUUAAUAAGUAUAAAACAGGUUUUGAUAUCAUGUAUUUUUUAUUGAAUAAAAACCUUUAUAUACAAUUUUAUCAGUUAAAACAUUUGUGACAGAACUUUAGGAC